CAUCACCCAAGAUGUCUUCAACUGGAAAUCUGACCAAAGAAAUGAUGACUCUUGUCAAAGCAAUUGGCGAGGCUAGAUCUAAACAAGAGGAGGACAAAAUAAUCCUAACAGAAGCAGACAGGCUUAAGCAAAAGUUCAGGGAGAAGAACCUCAGUGAGAAAAGAAUGAAGGAUUUACUCAUCAGAUCCAUCUAUGUUGAAAUGCUAGGCCAUGAUGGCUCAUUUGCUCAUAUCCAUGGGAUCAAUAUGUCUCAGCAGAAGAAUAUCCUUAGCAAGAGGAUUGGGUACCUUGCUUCUACCUUGUUCUUGGACGAAGAUAAUGACCUGAGCAUUUUAUUGGUUGCAACACUGCAAAGAGAUCUAGAAAGUGACCAAUAUUUAGAGGUGUUAAGCUCCCUUCAAGCUAUCAGUAGACUUGCUAAUAUCCAGAUCAUGACAGCAACAAUUGCCCAAGUCAAUAAUUUACUGUCCCAUCCUAGUGAUUUUGUCAGGAAGAAAGCAGUCAUGGUAAUGUACAAAUUCUGGCAAAUAAAACCUAGCGGAGUAGAAGAUAUUGGAAAAAUUAUGAAGGGAGCUCUCUGUGAUAAGGUACCCUCAGUUAUGAGUGCUUCACUCAACUACUUCCAUCAUGUAUGCAAGACUAAUCCUGAGGACUACCGUGACCUAGCAUCUAGCUUUGUUGUCAUUCUUAAGCAAGUUGUUGAGCACAAGCUCCCAAGAGAUUAUGAUUACCACAGAGCUCCAGCUCCUUGGAUCCAGACCAAGAUUAUGGAGAUACUCGGUUUCCUUGGAAAAGAUGAUGAGGAUACUUCAAACCAGAUCUAUGAAGUAAUCCAAACAGCUUUAAAAAGAGCAGAGGAUCAGCCUAUCAACAUUGGGCAUGCAUUAGUAUAUCAAUGCAUCAAAUGCAUCCUGUCCCUGCACCCAAAUGAUUCCCUUCUAGAGCUUGUCAGUAAGUCAAUUACCAAAUUCUUCUCAAAUGACUGAAACAAUCUCAAAUAUGUGGGAGUGACUGCUCUGAAUGCAAUUCUGAAGGUGAACCUCAAAUAUGCUGAAGACCAUCAAGAAAAUGUCAUCGAAUGUCUCGAGUGAUCAGAUGACACUCUUAAGUUAAAGACUCUGGAGCUACUUCACACCAUGACUAAUGAGGAUAAUGUUGAAGCAAUUACUGAGAAAAUGCUCGAGCAUCUCCAAGUUGCUCCAAGAAACUCAACAAUUAGGAAAGAUUUGGUCCAAAAGAUAUACCAAUCUGUUGAAAAGUUCUCUCCAAGCAAGAGAUGGUUCGUCAAAACUAUGAAUAAGUUAUACGAUAUGGGAGCGGACCUUAUCCCUCAGGAUAUCUCAAACAAGUUUAUCAAUGUUGUCUGCGAGCAUGAAGCAGAAUCAGGCUCAUCAAAGUUUAGAGAGUCUUUGAUCAAGAUUAACAAGAAGGUACUCAAGAAGUCUCAAUACAUCCCUGAUAGCCACAUGAAAGUCCUUGUAUACAUGCUAGGAGAAUUUGUACCUAUGGACUCUGACAAGGAGAGAGCUGAGGAGAUCAUAGAGUUACUCUGAGAAGCCUCAGAAAACAACUUUGAGCAUUUAAAUACCAUCGGAUGGAUCAUCUCAGCUAUCACAAAGAUCCACAUGUCCCUUAAUUUUGGAAAGAAUAAGAAAGUUAGCAAAGUUAUUACCAAAUAUUCCCAUUGCUCAGAGACUCAUAUUCAGCAAAGAUGUCAUGAGUAUGAUCAAAUGAAGCUUGCUUUCGAAGCAGGGAGAACCAGUGUUAAAGAUUCCUUGUUUACUCAUCACUCAGACCUUCAGCCGUCCUCAUUUGAUUUUGAGCUCUCAUUCCUCGAUAGCUAUGCCCAAGAUUGUGUGAACCAAGGAGCAAGAACAUAUGAUGUUGAUAUGAAAAAUUCAGCAAUUUCAAUGACCGGAUCCCAUCAUAUUGCAGAUAAAGAACUGAAUUUCACACCAUAUGAGAAGCCAAAGAGAGCUGUGACUAUCUCCACACAGCCUAGAGCAGAACUCAAAACUGCAACUUCAGAACCUGGGUCUGGCCCAAAACUUGCUCUCAAGAUUAGCUCUAAGAAAGGAAGAUGGACCAAGGAAGGAUUCAAAGGACCUGAGGAUGAGAAGCCUCAAUUAACCAUUCAGAAGACCUCAACUGCUCCAAGCAAGCCAACUCUUAAAGUUCCUUCCACAGGAAAGGACUCUAAAGGCAUCUUCAGCUCUAAGAAAGCCAAGCCUGAAAAAGAUGAGAAGAAGAGUAAGCUAAAAUCUGCACUCUUCGCUGGAGUAUCCAAAAAGAAUGACUCUGAUGAUUCAUCAUCAGACUCUGACUCUUCCUCAGAUAGUGAAGAGGAGAGGAAGAAGUCAAAGAAGAAAUCUAAGAAAUCCAAGAAAAAGAGAAAACAUUCUAGCGAUGAAGACGAUGAAGAUGAUGAAGAAAAGGGAACAGAAGAAACACAGAAAAAUCAAACGCAAGCAGAUGAUUUAUUGGGAAUGGGCUCGCAGAAUGAGUUUGAUCCGCUACAGAUGAUGGAAGAGAUGUCUGGUUCUCAACCAGCAACUACAGGAGCGACUCCUGGAGAUUUACUAAAUGAUCCAUCUUUUGCUAGUUCUAUGACAUCUCAGAAUAAUGCCUCUCCUGCUGCUGGAAUGGCUCCUCAACAACCAACAUCUGUAUUUGGAACUUCAGGAGUACCACAAGGAUACCCUGGUGGAGGAAUGCAACCUGCACAGCCUCAGCCAGGUCAUAUGGGAUACUCCGGAGCUCCAGGCCAGUACAUGUACCCUGGAGGUCAAACCCCUGGCCAAGCUCCUCCUCAGCACACUCAAAGCCCUGCUGCAAGCAAUGGCCAGGAUGAUAGUGAUCCAUUCAAAGAUCUGAUAUAAUCUCUACUUCAUGUUACUUAUAGCCAAAUUCAAAA
Moneuplotes crassus is the source of this 2914-nucleotide messenger RNA. The record is from the annotation of a GenBank genome assembly. Lineage: Eukaryota; Ciliophora; Spirotrichea; Euplotida; Euplotidae.